AUGAAUUCAGCAGAUGAGGAUUUAUUAACUACAUACGGCUCACCUAGGUUUGGAGUGAGCGACGAAAACUCUGAUGGUCAGGAUGUCCGAAAUCGCAUACAAAGCCUGAAAUCGCACCCAUCAUCCUUUUGGAUCCGCAACUUCAAUCAGACGCCUGCUGCGUCCAGCAGUGUAUCCUCAGAUACCGAUAUUGAUAUUCAAGAUGGGCGAUGGAAGGGAGACUCUUCAGAAGAAAAUGCUGGAAACUCGUCUCUGCAGACGUCUUCUCACAAGGACACGGAUGACUCUUCUGACGACGUUGUCGCUUCUGACGAGGUUGCUGCCUCUGAGACUUCUAAUGGGGAGGGAACAAUAAAGGAGCCGUCCUCUUCCGACGCGGUGCUUGAGACGUCCGGAGACUCCGAAAGCAGCGCCUCAGGAGCUACGAGUUCCGAGCCAGAGCACGAUCCAAGUGACAACGAAGAUGUGAAGGAGGAAGAGGAAGAGGACAGGGAUGAAGAAGAAUCUCAGGAGGCGCAACCUAUGAGAUUCGUGUGGUGGAACGGGAAUGCUGCUGCAUCAAAUUAUACGAAUGAGCCCGUGGACAUCACAUCAGCUAAACGGCAGGCUGCGCUAGAUCGACUGCUUGAUAAGUUACAGAACGCAUUAGAAGAAGGUGCUGGUCGCAAGGCGUGUAUCGGAAUUCUUGAAGCGGUUAAGAUAGUGGCUGCGGAUAGCGGGGACAGUAGUAGCUCCGAAACAGUUGGGUCCCGGAUAACCGGCGAUGGGAAUGAUGUGAGAGGAAGAAGAUUGGAAAAGGAUUUCGAAGAGCGAAAGAGUCGUCACCGGGAUCAUUCGAGGCGAAGUGGUUCUCGGAAAAAGCGAAGAGAGCCCUCCAACCGUCAGUUGCAGCAGGGAUUAUUGGCGUUGAGCCAACUAAUAGAGGCGAAGAUGUCUCAAUCCUCGACUAGCGAAACGUCAACUUCACCGGAGACUUCUUACAAAGACAGUUCGUCUUCGUCCAAGUCGGACCCUGCGGGUUCUUCGUUUCCCAGUUCGGGUUCGGCUUCAGGGUCGCAUAAGUUUGUCACGGAUCCACGCGUGGCUCAGCUGGAGUUGGAUUGCAUGCAGCUACGGGAUACUAUCAACGAGCUGCAGGCUCUAGCGGAUGCCCAGAGUGCGCAUUUGAAGAGUACGCUCACUACAUUGGAGAGGUAG
Messenger RNA from Gregarina niphandrodes, 1197 nucleotides. RefSeq lists its product as hypothetical. The record is from RefSeq and is a predicted model, not a curated record. Lineage: Eukaryota; Apicomplexa; Conoidasida; Eugregarinorida; Gregarinidae. The coding region runs from base 1 to 1197 and encodes 398 amino acids. The transcript has a single exon.